Anopheles moucheti is the source of this 1362-nucleotide messenger RNA. RefSeq names its product profilin (gene chic). Bases 350 to 730 code for a protein of 126 amino acids. Gene Ontology annotation, molecular function: actin monomer binding. Lineage: Eukaryota; Metazoa; Arthropoda; Insecta; Diptera; Culicidae. Gene Ontology annotation, cellular component: cell cortex. The transcript is spliced from 4 exons. The record is from RefSeq and is a predicted model, not a curated record.
UCAGAUAAGAAAACAGUGAGCAUUGCUGGAACGCUCUUCAGUCGCUUGGGUUUUUAUUGAGAUUUAUAGUGGAAUUCUUCAACUGAGCACGCUGUAGCAGAGUGCGUUGAAUAGUGAUUGAACAGUUCUGAGCAGUGGUGGUGUGCAUAUUGGUCAAAGCACAGGCGAUAGAAGUAUUCGAAGUAGCGCUUUUGAGCAAUACUGACCAAAAAGGCACAGUUUCCGGAAACUGAAACGAUCCCUGGCAAACCGGAAUCAGCAGUUAAGCACCAGCACCAGCACCAGCAGUGACAGCAGUACGUUAUUUUUUGCACUCAGAACACCGGAGUAAUUUAAUACAAGACAGAAAAUGAGCUGGCAGGAUUACGUCGACAAUCAGCUUCUCGCUUCGCAGUGCGUGUCGAAGGCAGCCAUCGCCGGUCACGAUGGUGGCGUUUGGGCCAAAUCCGAAGGCUUUGAGGUGUCGAAAGAAGAGGUGGCAAAAAUUGUGCAAGGAUUCGACAAAACCGAACUGCUCACAUCCGGUGGUGUGACACUAGCGGGCCAGCGUUACAUAUAUCUUUCCGGUACUGACCGAGUGAUCCGUGCCAAACUUGGCAAAACCGGUGUGCAUUGUAUGAAAACGCAACAGGCUGUAAUAGUAUCAAUCUAUGAGGAACCCGUGCAGCCCCAGCAGGCGGCAUCCAUAGUAGAAAAGCUGGGCGAUUAUCUAAUUACCUGUGGUUAUUAGAAGGAAAAACCAACCGUGUAGGAGGUGUGAAACGGUCGAGGAAAUUGGCAGAAGUGUGUGUGUGUGUGUGUGAGUUGAUAAGACGGAGGAGAGAGAGAAGGCGAGAGCAGGAGUGAUGAAGGAACCUAAAUAGAAUAGAGAGAAGAUUGCCGUGAAGAGGAUUGCUGCCGCCUCCCCCCCCCGUGUCCGCGCGAGUUUAGUGUGGGGUGUGCGUGUUUGGUUGAAUGUGGUUGUUGUUUGCUAAAUAAUAAUAAUAAUAAUAAUAAUAAGCAAACCGUUCGCGUGUCCCCCCACACAACGCCAUGUGGGGGGGGUUUGUGAAUGCACCGGGAAUGGCACACAUACACAACACUGUACAAGCACACAUCAUCAUCACACCCGACAUCCGCAACAGCGCCCCGUAAUGCAGCAUCAGAGCAUCAUCUUUGGGACGGGCAUGAUCUCUCGAGCAUGAUCAGCACAGCAGUGAUCCAGGUGGAAGGGGGUGGAGGAUGAGAGAAGGGGGGAAGUACAGAGGUGAAAUCCAAGAAGAGAGCGCAAGAACGUACAGGCAUAAAAAAAAACACAGAAGAGAAGAAAACGGAGAACGGAGUGCGGAGAAUGGUAAAACACAUGUGUGUGAGGAAAUAUAC